AUGCUGGAGAUCUAUAUGAACCUCAUUGCUAUAGGCUACAAUUGGGAAGAUCUUAAAGUUGAAGAAUAUCGUCAAAGUUCUCAAAAACACGGAAGGCAUAACAGAAGUCAUACUAGAGAGAAAUCACAUGAAUAUACUGAGUGUGGUAAAGCCUUUGAAUGUCAUAGUCAUCCUCAAAGGCAUGAAAGAGCACAUACUGGAGAGAAACCCUAUGAAUGUAAUCAAUGUGGUAAAGCCUUUGCUCGACACAGUGAUCUUCGAUUACAUGAAAGAACACAUACAUGA
Messenger RNA from Onychomys torridus (southern grasshopper mouse), 285 nucleotides. Its product is annotated as zinc finger protein 431-like. The transcript has 2 exons. The record is from RefSeq and is a predicted model, not a curated record. Lineage: Eukaryota; Metazoa; Chordata; Mammalia; Rodentia; Cricetidae. Bases 1 to 285 code for a protein of 94 amino acids.